UCUCUCUUCUAGCUAUUUUAUCCCUCUGGCUGAGGCAGUGGUGUACACCUACCCCUCGUCCUGCUGCCGACCAGAGGGGAGUGGAGUCGGCAGAGGCAGGUAGGAGUCCCGGCUUGGUGGACGCAUCCGUCGCAUUCCUCCACCAUGCCGGACCGGGGCAAGAGGCGAGGAGUGGAUGCUGUCGGCUCAUUCAACCUAUUAGACAGGGCCAGCUCCAUUUAACUCCGCAUGUCAAAGUUUGCAUUUUCAUGACGCAGCAGUGUGGCUGGAUUAUAGGUGUGAGCAGGAUGCCUUGAGCUCGCUACCCUAUGCCAUUCACUGGUAAAUCCACAAUAUACUGAGGCUGACUGCAUGGAGUAAUAGAUUACAGUGGAUACAUAAAUCAUGGGAGACCUGGAGUGUGGCUUUGAGGAAAUGCAAGGAGUGAGACUGGGAUACCUGCUCAUCAAAGGCAAGCAAAUGUUUGCUUUGUCUCAGGUCUUCACCGACCUGCUGAAGAACAUCCCUCGGACCACGGUGCACAAGCGCAUGGACUACCUGAAAGUGAAGAAGCACCACUGCGACCUGGAGGAGCUGCGGAAGCUCAAAGCAAUAAACUCUAUAGCUUUCCAUGCCGCUAAAUGCACUCUCAUUUCACGGGAGGACGUGGAGGCUCUGUAUUUCUCCUGCAAGACGGAGCGGGUGUUGAAGUCCAACAAAAGGAAAGCGAAAGCGGCGUGUUCCCCCGAGGAUGAGGAUGCGUCCUCGGAGCUCCUCCGCGCAGAUGCCGAGCUGUGGAGGGAAAAAGUUUGGUUUAGUUUGCACGGUGUCCCGGAGACUCUCACACUCCACAGCAAAACGGGCAGGAAGCGAGAGCUGACUCCUUGCCUUACCGACUCAAAACUACCUCAAUUUUAUCACAAAACGCACGGACGGGAUUACCGUUCGGUGACCAAGUCCAGUCACAAACACUUUAAAAACUAUGAAACAGCUAAAAUAACAGGGAACCGCGUUACUUUGAGCCAAAGGCACACGUUUUUCCGGAGCGCGGUGAGCCGGCAGCCGGUGGUGCUUCAGUCCGCCAUAGCUGCUCAGUCCAGGCUCUCUCGCUCAGCCGGCGACCUACUUCACAAAAGGAAGAGGAGGCGCGAGGGGGGCGGCGGCAGGGACAGCGCAAGGCACUCGUGGAGCAGAAGCAGGCACGCGCACCACCACGUACCACCGGUGCUGCUUGUGCAACCCAAAUCGUCUGGAAGUCACGGGACUUCUUUUGGUGCUUUCCACCUCAGUCCGGAUUUUUAUCUUGACCCCCGACCUCACCAUCAUCACCACCACCAGCAUCACCAUCAUCAUCACCACCACCACCACGAGCCAACUUUCCCGGAGAGUUACAGCAGCGACACCGAGUCCAGCACCUACUCGGAACGGGCUUACCCCGACUGGGACUUCGGCUCUGGGUUCUCUACCAGCAGCAACUCCGCCAGCUCGGAAGAGGAAGAAGAUGGCGAGGAAGAAGAUGACACGCAGUCGGAGAGUUCAGAGGUCAGCUCAGAGGAGGAGGAGAGCUCCUCUCAGUCCGACUCCAGCUCAGUUUCGAGCCGUGUUUCGGUCCAGAGCAUCCGGUUCAGACGCGCGCGAGUCGGCUCUCUCGCCAAAAGUCUCAACACUAGUAAAGCACCUUUGGUCCUACAGCCCACGUUUCACUACAACAACCCAGUGCAGCAGGAAAAAGAACACAAGACACUCAGCCAUGUUGCUACUUCACUAACACGGGACAAAAAACAGGAGAAACUUCAGAAACGUGAAUUCAUAUGCAGUGAGACUAGCGAGGAUUUGGGACACUUACAGUCCCCAAACUUUAACUCAGCUGCUGUGGGGGAGAGCUUUUUCAAUGAGUCCAAAAGGGAAAAGGCGCGUGAGUCUGAUCCGAACCAGGCUGACCCUGUGGAGGAGUUAAUUACAUCUUCACCGGGACCCAACCGGAAUAAGGCCUCUCACCCUUCACGCAGGACACCGGGGCAUCCCACCAAAUGCCCCCCCGGACUGAGCGCACAGUGUGACCACAACAAAGAGACCAAGCCGCAGAAAUGUGUCGACAGAAGGGAUGCGAAAGCCAUCACCAGCCCAAGUCUGCCCACUCCACUAAAAAAAAUCAAAACUGAGUCGGAGGAGCCCUCUGUGACUGCCACCCCCUCUUCGGACAGUGGCAGGACAGCCAGAACGCCACCGUUCAACUUCUACAAUGUGAAAGUUAAAGUGGAGGAGAGCGGCGAUGAAUAUGAAUACCACAGCCAGGCCACUGUAACCAAAUGUAAAGGAGAUAAAACAGAGAGCGGCAGUGGCCAGUAUCCCAGCGGAGCCAUAAAACAAGGAGAUUUUUCCAACAGCGGGAUUAAAACCACAGAGAAGAGCCCCGAUGUGGCCCCCAGGUCCCCCUGUGGUCCUCAGGAAUGCAGGAGUAGUCAGGACACCCCGUGUAUCGAGGAGGGGGAACACAGGAACAAAAACUGCAGGGCUCCGGUGCAGGGGAAUAAGAAACCCCGAGUUUCCAGGACCCAAACAAAACAAAACGCAUCUAGGGUUCACAAGGCUGCCUCUUCCUCUUCCUCCUCCUCUUCUUCUUGUUCUCGUCCCGUGGGGUGCGAGGAGGCAUCCACCGAGGAUUUACCGAGCAGACGUAAACGCAGCACCGUGAACACUGUAGCAUCGCCUGCAAAAAUGCCUUUCAGCCUAAUGGCAAAUUUCCCAUCCCCGCCGUCGCUGAUUGUUGGCAGCGACGGGGAUUUGUGCCCUGCUUACUCCCUGAACUCGCUGAGGGGCCGCGGGCCUCCCCCUCCGUCCCACCCCGUGUGGAGGUGGCAGCCAGGCGGCCAGAUUCUCCCUCCCCCACACGUUCAGAGAACUAGGAAAUAGACGGAUGAGCUGUUUUUUUUUUUUUUUUUUUAAAGCAAAAUACAAAACAAAACAAAACAAAACAAAAGCCCUCACCGUUUUCAACUCAAACGUAGCCCGAGUCUUAACCUGAGCGCACCAAAUUGCUCGCAACUUUAUCGGUGUUGUUUCUUUUCUCAUCCCCCCUCCCCCCCUUUUUUUCUGAGAAUGGAUUUACAUUCAGCUUUGUUUUUAAGCUUGAUCGAGGAAAACCCACAAGAUUCCCCUUCGGAGCCUCUGAAAACGCCCACAGGACUGUGAGACACCUCUCGUGGAAAUAAGAUUUUAAAAAAGCAAAGCAAAGCAAAACAAAACUUGUGUUAAAUAAGCCAUUCUAAGCAAUAUCUAAUCUCGAUGAUGUGUUCACAUGACUGUGUGUUUUUUUUUUUUUGAACUCGAAUGUUUCUUGUUCGCUUUUAUAAUUUGCUCGACCUGUUGGAUUGUAUGGUGCCGGGUUUCAGUGGUUUGUGCUUUGUCUG
Messenger RNA from Archocentrus centrarchus (flier cichlid), 3389 nucleotides. RefSeq names its product SKI/DACH domain containing 1 (gene skida1). The transcript has a single exon. The record is from RefSeq and is a predicted model, not a curated record. Bases 385 to 2892 code for a protein of 835 amino acids. Lineage: Eukaryota; Metazoa; Chordata; Actinopteri; Cichliformes; Cichlidae.